AUGAGACAAGCGAAUGAGGCGAUCAAAAGGGUCCGACACCCGAUACCUACGGUUGAUGACGUAAGAUUUGAACUGAACGGCGCGAAAUAUUUCUCGAAAUUGGACUUAUCCCAGGCGUACCACCAACUCGAACUCGAUCCGAAAAGCCGACAUAUCACCACAUUUAGUACACACAUCGGGCUAUAUCGCUAUAAACUUUAAAUUAUGGGACAAACGCUGCCGCCAAGAUUUUCCAAUACACGCUUCAGACACAAUUACAAGGACUCAUCGGGGUCAAGAACAUAACCGACGAUAUUAUCGUUUAUGGAAGUACUCGCAAGGAACACGAGGAAAAUCUAGACAAGUGCCUACAACGUCUAACAAACCGAGGAUUGACCCUCAACGCCAGUAAAUGUAAAUUAUUGAAUCCCACAUUGGAAUUUUUCGGUCAAAUCUUCUCUGCCGAUGGCACGCGACCGGACCCUCAACGAGUCGUCGACCUCCAGAAUGUGGCCACACCCACCACAGUCCAAGAAGUUCGAAGCCUUCUUGGUAUGGCGAACUACAGCAGUCAAUGCAUCCCCAACUUUUCAACAAUCACUGCCCCCCUCCGUCUCUUAACGAAAAACGACACACCAUUUGUGUGCACCACGGUACAUAAAAACGCGUUCGACAACCUGAAAGCCGCUCUAACGUCAGCCCCAUGCAUGGCGUAUUUCGACAUCCAUAAAGAAACCUUUGUUGUCGUCGACGCGAACCCUGUCGGGGUAUCGGCUAUCCUCUCACAAAAAUCGCCAAAUGUCGCAAAUUCCUAA
Molecule: messenger RNA, 794 nt
Organism: Paramuricea clavata
Lineage: Eukaryota; Metazoa; Cnidaria; Anthozoa; Malacalcyonacea; Plexauridae
Source: the annotation of a GenBank genome assembly